Molecule: messenger RNA, 3720 nt
Organism: Magnusiomyces paraingens
Lineage: Eukaryota; Fungi; Ascomycota; Dipodascomycetes; Dipodascales; Dipodascaceae
Exons: 3
Coding region: 1-3720 (1239 amino acids)
Biological process (GO): GPI anchor biosynthetic process
Cellular component (GO): endoplasmic reticulum membrane
Source: RefSeq, a predicted model, not a curated record
AUGCCUUUUAUUCAUAAAUCUAUUAAUGAAGGUUAUGCUUUAGGAUAUACGGCCUUUUCUACUCCACCUACUGUAACUCUUCCAAGAUUGAAAGGAUUAACUACUGGUUCCACACCUAACUUUUUGGACGCAGUUUUAAAUAUUGCAGAGGAAGAUACUUCAUCUACACUUUUAGGACAAGAUAAUUGGGUAUGGCAAUUACACUCUUUAGGAAAAAAAAUUCAUAUGUUUGGAGAUGAUACAUGGAUUAAGUUAUUUCCUGGUUUUUUUUCAGAAGUUGAUGGAACGGCUAGUUUUUUUGUUUCUGAUUUUACGGAGGUAGAUAAUAAUGUCACUCGCCAUAUAGAUGAUCAAAUUUCAAAAAUUAAUGAAUGGGAUGUUUUAAUUCUUCAUUACUUGGGUUUAGAUCAUAUAGGCCAUAAAGGUGGACCAGAAAGCGUCUUUAUGCCAAAUAAACAAGAGGAAAUGGAUCAAAUAAUAAAAAAGCUUUUUAGCUCUAUGGGUGAAGAAACUCUACUUGUUGUCGUCGGUGACCAUGGAAUGAAUGAAGUUGGAAAUCACGGUGGAUCUUCAGCAGGUGAGACUUCAGCUGCCACAAUAUUUUUUUCAAAAAAAAUCAAGAAGUUACCCAAAGAUAGUUUAAAUACCCAGACAGCACCUUUACCAAUUUCAUCUGAUUUCACAUAUUUUAGAAAAAUAUCCCAAUCUGAUAUUGUUCCUACACUUUCAGGUUUACUUAAUUUUCCGAUCCCCAUAAACUCGCUAGGUGUAUUUUUAAAAGAGUUCUUACCAUUAUGGUCGCCCCAUGAUAGAGAUCGAGUUAUUUUUCAAAAUGUUUUACAAAUUUCUAAUAUUUUAAACUCUACUUAUCCUGGAUUUAUGACUAUUGAUGCCGAUGAUUCAAUGUUUUGUCAAUCUCAAAUCGAUUUUAAUGACGUUUCUGAGCUUGAGAUUUUAAAAUGCAUGUGGUGGAAGAUAAAUGAAUCAGUAAAUUUUAAUGAUAACAAGUUAGCGUUUGAAUACUUGGAACGUUCGCAGAAUUUUCUCUCACAAGCCUCAAGCAAUUAUAAAACCAACGAGAUGAGCAUAGGACUUGUUUUAGCAGGACUUUCAUUUUUAAUAUCUAUAUCAUCUUCAUGGAAAUUGUUAAGGUCUGUUCCUUUGAUUCGAUUUAUUCUGCUAAUGAUUACUAUUCUUUACUCAUUGUCUAUGUUUGGUAGUAGUCUAGUUGAAGAAGAACACCAUCUUUGGUAUUGGGGUGCCACUGGAUGGAUCUCUUGGUUAUACAUUCUCACAACUCGAAAAAAAUUUACAGAUGGCUUUGAUUGGGUUAUAGGCCUGAUCAUUGUUCGCGUAAUAAGAAGUUGGAAUCAAACUGGUCAAAAACAUGCUGGUGAACCUGAUAUUGCUUCUUUUUUCUUCAUUACAAUAGCUUCUUCUAUUUCAUUCAAAGUUAACAUGGCAUGCCUUUCUGGAGAUACUGUCCCCACUUUAAUUCGCAAAGUAGGGGCAUUCGAUUCUUCUAUUAUCGAUGAUCCUUCAAAACUGAUUAAAAGUGGAUCAUCUUUUGAUUCUUACGUUAUGGUUUCAUCAAAGGGUAGUCCAUCAACUUCCCAGGUUCAGCUUCUUUUUUCCAAGUCUAAAGUAUAUGUACAUCCAUCUAAAUCCGCCAAAGACAAUAUAUCGGGGUUUUUGGCAUUAGUGAGACCUCAUAAUGCAGAAGACAGAGACAUUUUAUUAGCUUGGAUUCCUGAAGACUUAUUAAAAAAAACAGAAGAUUACAAUUCUUAUGUUAAAGUUGAUUUAGAUCCUGAUAGUCAAACAGUUAGCACUACUGAUAUUUCUCUUUCCUCUCCUACGUCAUCAAAUUCUUCCCAUUCAUCGACUACGUCCGUUUUUGUAUCUCGACCAAUUUCAUCAUCGUUAACAUCUUAUGCGUUUUCAAUACCUCUUAGAGACGUUUACUCUAUUCAAAUACGAUUACCCUCUUUGGGGUGGUGGUGGGGCUCAGUCGUAAUUCACACCCGUGAUGGAGAAACUCCACCCGCAUUAUUUUUUCAUGACUCAGAAUGCCAAUCUACUGUGCUUAUUCAACAAAAAAUGAACAAAAAUUUUGACCCUUUUGCCGAUGGUGACAUAUUUUGGGGAGGCGAUCAAUUUCUAAAAGUUUUAGAUCAGUAUUGUACUUUGGAAAAAUCUACCUUAGAAACAUCAAUAUAUCUAGUUAAUCCUGAGCCUGAAGAUCGACGUUCUUUCAGUCCUAAAAAUGCAAAAGUUACCGAUGCCAAAGAAAGCUCUUUUGCUAAAGUUUUAAAUGACGCAAAAUGGACAAUUCUUUCUAAACUUGCUCAAGUGACUAAAAUAUCUCGAAAAGCUGCUCAAAAUGUCAUUGAUAACUCCCCUCCUUCUGUGAGGAAUUUAUUAAAUCAACCUGAAGUUAAGAAAAUUGGUGACGAUUUUGAUUCGGCUCGCGUAUACCUUGCUAAAUGGGCUAUGGGUAUUGCAGAGGAAGCUGAAAAGUCGCGCAAAAAAAUUGUCUGGAAUGAAGGAUAUCAAGAUAUAUUAAAAUCUUCUGUUGGUGGAUUUGAAGUUCUCUCUGUUGAUUUUGAGGUGGAAAGAAGAAAUGAAGUCGGAAAAGCCGAAUGGGAUGCCUUUUUUGAUCACAGUGGUCGAUUAUCAAUUACUGUUGAUGAGGUCAAAGAAAGAAUUUUUCAUGGAGGUGUCGCCCCUGCAAUUAGAGAUAAAGUGUGGUUAUUUUUACUAAACGUGUUUCCUUGGGACAGUGAUUCUGAGGAACGAAAAUCUAUUAUUUCGGAAAAAAGAAAUGAAUAUUAUCGCUACAAACGCAAGUGGUGGGAAGAUACCGAUAAACAACAAAAUGACGAGUUUUGGAAAGAUCAAAAAUCACGUAUCGAAAAAGAUGUUCAUCGGACUGAUAGAAAUAUAUCUCUUUUUAUUGAUUCUGAUACUCCUCAUCCUGAUCCAGAGAGUCGAUUUGCUGAAAUUGGAACUAACUUACAUCUUGAGCAACUCAAAGACAUGCUUAUUACUUAUAAUGAAUACAAUACUAAUUUGGGGUAUGUCCAGGGAAUGUCAGAUCUUCUUGCCCCUCUAUAUGUUGUUUUUCAAGAUGAUGCUAUUUCCUUUUGGGCUUUUUGCAACUUCAUGGACCGAAUGGAGAGAAACUUUUUAAGAGACCAAAGUGGUAUGCGUCAACAAUUGCUUACUCUUGAUCAACUUGUGCAGUUUAUGCUGCCUGAUUUAUAUAAACAUUUGGAAAAGGCAGAUUCUACCAAUUUUUUCUUUUUUUUCCGAAUGCUGUUAGUUUGGUUUAAAAGAGAGUUUGAAUGGGAUGAUGUUCUUAGACUUUGGGAAAUAUUAUGGACUGAUUACCUUUCUUCUCAAUUUGUUCUUUUUGUGGCAUUAGCUAUUUUGGACAAACAUAAGGAAGUUAUUAUGCAACAUUUGACACAAUUUGACGAAAUUCUCAAAUAUAUGAAUGAACUUUCCAUGAAUAUAUCGCUUGAAGACACGUUAACUAGAGCUGAAAUUCUUUUCAAAAAAUUUCUGAGAACAAUUGAAAUGGUGGAUAGAAAACAAGAGUUAGAAGGUGUGGAUGAAAAUGACCCUAAAAUUUCCGAGGAAUUGCGAGCACUUUUGUCAAGAAAAAUUAUUAUUGUCCAUGAAACUGAACGACCACCUGAUGCCACUGGAGGCUGA